CAACCUUAAAUUUUAGCGCGGAAAUAAACGACAACCCUAACAAUUCCCACACUGACUUUGACGAUAGCGAAGUCAUCUGAGAUCGAAGGAUAUUUCUACGCUUUCACCACCUUCAACUCGAAAGAAACGUCAAUCCCGCCCAACAUGACGGAACAACUUAUCCUGAAGGGCACCCUUGAGGGCCACAGCGGCUGGGUCACCAGCUUGGCUACCUCAAUGGAGAACCCAAACAUGCUCCUGUCUGGUAGCAGAGAUAAGACUCUGAUCAUCUGGAACCUGACCCGCGAUGAGAGCUCUUACGGAUACCCCAAGCGCUCCCUCCACGGCCACUCCCACAUCAUCUCCGACUGCGUCAUCUCCUCCGACGGUGCCUACGCUCUCUCUGCCUCGUGGGACAAGACCCUCCGCCUCUGGGAGCUUUCCACCGGCACCACCACCCGUCGCUUCGUCGGACACACCAACGAUGUUCUCUCCGUCUCCUUCUCCGCCGACAACAGGCAGAUCGUUUCCGGCUCGAGAGAUCGCUCGAUCAAGCUCUGGAACACCCUUGGUGACUGCAAGUUCACCAUCACCGAGAAGGGCCACUCCGAGUGGGUUUCCUGCGUCCGCUUCAGCCCCAACCCCCAGAACCCGGUUAUCGUCUCCUCCGGAUGGGACAAGCUCGUCAAGGUUUGGGAGCUCUCUUCCUGCCGCCUCCAGACCGACCACAUCGGUCACACCGGCUACAUCAACACCGUCACCAUCUCCCCUGACGGAUCCCUGUGCGCCUCCGGUGGCAAGGACGGAACCACCAUGCUGUGGGACCUCAACGAGUCCAAGCACCUCUACUCCCUCAACGCCGGCGACGAGAUCCACGCGCUGGUCUUCUCCCCCAACAGGUACUGGCUGUGCGCCGCCACCAGCUCCAGCAUCAUCAUCUUCGACCUCGAGAAGAAGAGCAAGGUCGACGAGCUCAAGCCCGAGUUCGCCGUCGUCGGCAAGAAGAGCCGCGAGCCGGAGUGCGUCUCCCUGGCGUGGAGCGCUGACGGACAGACUCUGUUCGCUGGUUACACCGAUAACCUCAUCCGCGCGUGGGGCGUCAUGUCGAGGGCUUAGAUUAGGGGUUUGCUAAAUGGUUAAAUCUGCUGUCGGGCUGGGGAUUAGGGAACUGCGGGGCUCUUUUGCGAUAUCUGGCUCUUCCUCGGGGCGGGUUGUAUUUCACGGGAUGUUUGCUUUAGGGCAGACGAUCGGUGGAAAAUAGGAACUUUCAAACGUAAAAAUCUAUCCUGCGAUCCCUAGUUGUGCGUGUGAUGGUUUUUUGUGAUUUCGAUGCAUUGCAUGUUAGGGAAUAAUAAAAGUUUUUUAUUCUUCGAAUAUACUCUGCACCGUGACAGAUAUACAUAUACUUCCCAAUAUAAUUAUG
Messenger RNA from Pseudogymnoascus verrucosus, 1402 nucleotides. RefSeq names its product cross-pathway control WD-repeat protein cpc2 (gene CPC2). The coding region runs from base 145 to 1095 and encodes 316 amino acids. NCBI's taxonomy places the organism in Eukaryota, Fungi, Ascomycota, Leotiomycetes, Thelebolales, Thelebolaceae. The transcript has 4 exons. Gene Ontology annotation, biological process: rescue of stalled cytosolic ribosome; positive regulation of protein phosphorylation. Gene Ontology annotation, cellular component: cytosol; nucleus. Gene Ontology annotation, molecular function: protein kinase C binding; ribosome binding; translation regulator activity. The record is from RefSeq and is a predicted model, not a curated record.